AACUCGCCUGCAACCCGGUGUACAAAUUACGAAAUGGAUGAAGAAAUGAUUGGAUGAAGAGUUGCUAUGCCUGCAGUGGCCUCACAGGGGGCGCUGUGCACCGGCAAACAAUGCAAAACAAACCCACCUGGGGGUUAUCUCAUAGAGCCUUCGAUCGAUAUUCAAUCUGAACCCAAUUCCAAGACCCCACCAGAGUCCCCCACUCCCACCCGCUCUCUCUUCUGUGUCUCUUCCUCCCUAUCCUCUCCGUCGUGAAUUUUUCCCACUUCAAGGCAACAGGUUCUCCCCAAAUCCCAGUCGCUUAGACGCCAUUGAGGAGGAAGUUGGCGAGCGUGGAAUGGGUUAACGGCGUCGAUCCAAUCAGCCCGUCAUCGGAACCGCGAGAGUGGAGGCAAAAAAAAAGAAAGGGAGGGUUUGUGAGGAAAAGGGGAGAGCAUCGCUUCCUCGUGAAGCCGCUUGACGCGCACCAUCAGCCAGCUUUUUGUUGGCGUGUCCACAUCGGCUCCAUCAUCACCACCAGUCCCAAAAAUCCACAAUGAAGGACCGCAUGCAAGAACUUCGACAUGGGAAGGAGACGACGGAAGAGGAGGAUGAAGUGGCCGUGGGGAUGGACAAAGGAUUUAUGGAUGAAUUCUUUGAGCAGGUGGAGGAAAUCCGAGGUUUCAUCGAGACACUGGCGGAGAAAGUCGAGGAGGUGAAGAGGAAACACAGUGCCAUCCUUGCGUCACCAAACCCUGAUGAGAAAACAAAGGCCGACUUGGAAGAUCUAAUGGCGGACAUCAAGAAACUGGCCAACAAAGUGCGCUCCAAAUUAAAGAGCAUUUUGCACACUAUCGAGCAGGAAGAAAGUCAGAACAGGUCGUCGGCCGAUUUGAGGAUACGCAAGACACAGCACUCAACAUUGUCACGCAAGUUUGUGGAGGUGAUGUCCGAGUACAACGCCACCCAGUCGGACUACAGGGAGCGCUGCAAGGGUCGCAUUCAGAGGCAGCUGGAGAUCACUGGAAGAAAUACGACCAAUGAGGAGCUGGAAAGCAUGCUGGAAAGUGACAAUCCUGCUAUCUUCACGUCGGGGAUCAUCAUGGACAACAUCACCCAGCAGGCCAUGAACGAGAUCGAGACACGGCACAACGAGAUCAUCAAACUAGAAAACAGCAUCCGAGAACUGCACGACAUGUUCAUGGACAUGGCCAUGUUGGUGGAGAGCCAGGGCGAGCUGGUGAACAACAUUGAGCGCAGUGUGUGGGAGGCACACAACUACGUGGAGCAAGCAAAAGACACCAUCCCCAAAUGCAAGAAGUUUAAAAAGACCAGCAGGCGGAAGAUCCUCCUAAUAGGAGGCUGUAUCGCUGUUUGCUUGAGCGUCCUCAUAAUUUCUCUGGCGGUUGGCCUCAGUUAGGACACGAGAAGACACUUGCGCAACAUUCCAGCCCACGUGACCAACGUAACGAGGGCCCUUUUUAUUGUACCCAAGCUUUAAAUGGACUUUGUGCUGCUGGCACAAUGAAUUACCCUUAGAUGUUAAACAACGUUUAAAAGAUAACACAAUUCCCACUGCGUGAUUCGCACGCCUACAACAAACCUGUAACACGCAUGACUCCUGCAGAGCUUUUGCAUGUUGCAUGACCAAACUUUCUAGAGAACACAUUUUUUAUGUGGAAAAUUCAUUGCAUGGAUUUUAUACUGUAAACACUCCAGCAAUACAUGCAAAUAAUCGCAGAUUUUUUUUUGUCUUAUUGUACUUUUAAUUUAUGGUAUGAGCAAAAGUAUCGGGACGCUGCUUCAUCAAGAUCAACAUCUGUGCAAAACCUUUCCACACUUGGCCACCAGGUGGCAGCCUAAGACACACAGGCUGGUGGGAUAAUAGUCAUGGACAACAUAUGAAGUGAAUCGAAGUCCCAAUACUUUUGCAUCUGCGCAGUAGACUAGCACUUGUGUUUGCUUAUUAAAUUUUCUAACAUGUUGUCAUUUGCUCCCUACUCGCUGCCCCGGAUGACUGAUGCUCUCCUUUUGUCUUCUUUUCUUGGUCAAAUAGAAGAAAAUAAUGAUUAUUAUAUGCUGUGUGAUUCUGGGAAUCAUCAUUGCGUCUGCCGUGGGAGGCACGCUGGCCUAAACAUCUACAAACACACGCACGGCAAAAACACACACGUUCUCAUUUGCCAUGAAUGCAAACGUAUUACGCAAUGUUGACACACGACGGCGACAUAUUUUGGCAUGAGUUUUGUAUUUUGUAAAAUUUCAAAAUAUGUGGUGCUCCAAAUGUUUUGAGUGUUGUCAACGAUAGCGAAUUCUUGCUGUGGAAAAAGUUACAAAAUGUACCACUCUAUACAUUCCAAGUUUGACAAUAAUACUAACUUGUCUGUUUUGUGUGUGGGCAAAUGCGACAGUCUUCUAAAAUACUUCCCCCCCCCCCCAGCCACAUUUAUUGACAGUUUUUCUUUUACUUUUUAUCCAAUGUCUCCAAAGGAGUAUAGCGUUUCGAGCGGUGACGUCACGCUUCCCACAAUGCACUGUGCCAAAUGUAAACAACGCCAUUUUGAUUUAAAAAAAAAUUGGCACUAAUUUCGGAUCGAACCCUGCACACUGUGAAGCGGACGUGCUAAUCAGUUCCCCACCAAUAUAUUAGUCUAGAAAAAAAUCUUUAAAGAUCGAAAAUAUACAACUUUAAUCUCUACAAUAUAACUUGACACUAAGUAUUUGAAUCUUUUUGUUUUCCAAACUACAACUUUAUUCUCUUCACAUUAAUACUCUAUGAUAAUGUCUGACUUUCUCAUAGAUACAUUACUUUAUUCUCAUGUGGUCAUAAUUGACGGUCAUAAUUUUAACCUUCAAGUUUUUCUUUUUUUACUUUUCUGGGUGGCCCGAACGCUCCUUUGUACUUCCUCUCCCUCCCUUGCAAAACAACGACGGCAAAAAUCCUGCAUGGUUAAGUUUGGUGUCAAACUGUCUUGCAAAAAGAUCUGAGAGGCAAAAAUGCUCCUGCGCUUUAUUUUCAACUUCCCCUUGUUUUGACGAUCUUAGACUGUUUGCUCAAGUGGUGAGUACCUGAGCGCAUGUGGAAAUAGCACCGUGUUGUUUUGUCAAGACAUGUUGAAUGCAAGGGAUGAAAGGAUUGCUUGCCACCUUGUUUUGUGCUGUGGAAGCGUCUUAACACUGCCAGUAUGUUCAAAAAACAAAAAAACAUGUCCGCCCUGGUCAAGCUGUUUGAUGACCCAAUUUCUUGUGAGUGUGUCUUUUGAUAACCCUCAAGCUUUAAACGUCCAUUAUGUAGGUUCGCACUCGAAGAUGUCAGCAUGAAGU
Syngnathus acus (greater pipefish) is the source of this 3300-nucleotide messenger RNA. RefSeq names its product syntaxin 1A (brain) (gene stx1a). Gene Ontology annotation, biological process: intracellular protein transport; exocytosis; synaptic vesicle fusion to presynaptic active zone membrane. The transcript is spliced from 10 exons. Gene Ontology annotation, molecular function: SNARE binding; SNAP receptor activity. The record is from RefSeq and is a predicted model, not a curated record. Gene Ontology annotation, cellular component: presynaptic active zone membrane; synaptic vesicle; plasma membrane. Lineage: Eukaryota; Metazoa; Chordata; Actinopteri; Syngnathiformes; Syngnathidae. Bases 536 to 1399 code for a protein of 287 amino acids.